This is a messenger RNA of Candoia aspera, 1828 nucleotides long. RefSeq names its product zona pellucida sperm-binding protein 3-like. Lineage: Eukaryota; Metazoa; Chordata; Lepidosauria; Squamata; Candoiidae. The record is from RefSeq and is a predicted model, not a curated record. The transcript has 12 exons. The coding region runs from base 127 to 1806 and encodes 559 amino acids.
GAAGCGCUCAGAAUGGGUCCUCUGCUUCGGCACCCUUUUGCUUUCCCUGUUGAUUUCCCGCCUGCCACACAGCCGUGAGUGGGCGGGGCCGGCCGUUAAUUGCCUGGGCCAGGGAGCCACAGGUGGAUGGCUGGCCCCAAACAGCCUCACUGCCAAAGCCUCCUGGCUGGGCUGACUCUCUGCUGGCCGGCGAUGGACCCCUGGCUCCUGCUGCCCGUGGUGGCCCUGCUCCAGCGGGGAUAUUCAGGCCAGCUCUGGCCACCCGUGGGCCCCCCUUAUGCCCCCCUUCCUGAGGCCGCCGCCCCCCCUGCGGUGCAGGUGCAGUGUGAGCCGCACCGCAUGGUGGUGACCGUCCGCAGGGACCUCUUUGGGGCAGGGAGGCUGGUGGAACCCACGGAGCUGGCCCUAGGGGCUGCUGCCUGCCCCCCUGUGCACCCAGAUGCUGGGGCGGGCGUGGUGGUCUUUGAGGCAGGCCUCCAUGAGUGUGGCAGCGUGGUGCAGAUGACCCCUGACCUGCUGAUCUACCAGACCAGCCUCUUCUACAGGCCUUCGCUUGCCAACCAUCCGGUUAUUGUUCGAAGCAGCGGUGCCACCAUCGGCCUUGAAUGCCACUAUCCCAGGACAGACAACCUGAGCAGCAAGGCCAUCCAGCCAACCUGGUUUCCCUUUGGGUCCUCGGUGUUGGCAGAAGCAAAGCUGGGGUUCUCCUUGCGGCUGAUGAACGAUGACUGGACUGCCGAAAGAGCCUCCACUCACUUCCAGCUGGGACAGCCCAUGUACCUUCAGGCUGACGUCCAGGCAGAAGGUCACCUUCCUCUGAGGCUGUGGGUGGAGAGCUGCAUUGCCGGCCUGAGCCCCAUGCCCACCUCCGGGCCCCAGCACGCUAUUAUGGGCUCCAGCGGAUGCCUGCUCGACGGGAGGGAAGAAGGGGUCUCUUCCACGUUCCUCUCCCCACGGCCGCACCAGGAGACCCUGCAAUUCACGGUGGACGCUUUCCAAUUCGCUGGAGAGGCCCAGAAACUGAUCUACAUAACCUGCCACCUGAAAGUUACCCCGGCGGAGCAGGCACCGGAUGCUUUGAACAAAGCUUGUUCAUUCGACGCAGCCAGCCAUUCGUGGCUUCCUGUAGAGGGACCGCCGGUCAUCUGCAGCUGUUGCGAGGCAGAGAGCUGCGAUGGGACAGUGGAGGCACAGGGCUUCAACUCUGGGGAGAUGAGCUGGCAACAGAGCUUGUCAGCGGAGACAGCUGCUCCAGAGGCUGCUUUAGCACUGGGACCUCUGUUUGUUUUGGACCCGCAAGGGAGUGUCGAUCAGUUUCCUGGAGAACCUGGCACCAAGGAAGAGACCGUGAUGGAAGAAUUCAUACCAGCAGCGCCAAAUGUAACCCAGUCUCCCCUCAAAGAGCAGGAGGGGUCUACCGAGGUCUCGGGGGACCUGAAGGACCGUUUGGGCCUACCCCUGGGAGGACUUGUCCAGCAAGGCCCCAUCUUCCUCAAUGGGGCAGAAGAUGGCUCGGGAGCUGGAGACCAAGCUAAAGCCGCAACAGAGCGAUCCACCCUGGAAAUCAGGGCAGAGGUCCUGUCCAGGCCCCUUGAAGAUGUGGCUGCCUUUACUGCUGCAAAGCUCCCCAAGGGCGUUGUCAACAUGGUAGCCAAAGGUGGGGAACGGCCCUCCGGAGGCCUGCAGGGCUGGCCCCUGCUGCUGACGGGCGCCGCCGCGGUGGCCCCGCUGCCCCUGGCCGCCUGGCUCCUGGUCAGAAGACGUCGCCGCCUCCGCCUGGCAGCUCCGGCCAGCCUGGCGCUCUAACGCAAAUAAAAACGCGCUUCGA